GGAAUAAUAGAACUAUCGCCUCCCGCCAAAACACGGACUUGGUAGUAGCGUUUGUCGACAAAUUUCGCGCCGAUUUUCUAUCCGGGAUUUUUUCUGUUCAAUUUCUAAUUCUGUGUGACUGAAAUAAUGGCUCUACAGUGUCCCAAAACGUUCCAAAUACAAGAAAAAUUUGAAAAAUUAUCCUUCCGUUAUGGGAAUCAAAUAUCAGAAGACAGUGCCAUCUCUUCUUGUUCAACGCCAUCUACUCCCACAAGUCCGAUCGAUUUUGAUAUUAAAAUUGCAACACUGGACGAUGAACAACAAGUUUUGGAAUUCCUUCAAAAAUUUUUUUACAAAGACGAACCGCUUAAUGCGUUUAUGGAAUUGAUCACAGACGAACAUCCCAGAUGUUUAGAUUUGGAGAAAUUCACUUUAAAAGAUUUGGAUAAUGGCGUGAAUUUGUUGGCAAUACAAAAUGGAAAGAUCAUCGGAGUUUGUUUAAAUGGUAUCAUUGAAAGAGAUUCGGAUGAAGAUGAAUUCGUCAGUAAAGAUGAAAAAUUUUCGAAAAUUGUAAAAUUAUUAGAUUAUGUAGCAGUAGAAUCUGAUCCGUUUCAAAUUUAUCCUGGAAUAGAUAAAGCAAUGGUGGUGAAAAUUUUAUCUGUCGAUAAUUCGUACAGAGGAAAGGGUAUCGCGAAAUACCUUAUAGCAAAAACAAGAGAAAUUGCAAGAUACGAGGGGUGCGGAUUCAUAUCGGUGGAUUGUACAAGUCACUAUACAGCUUGUGCUGCUAAAAAACUUGGAUUUGAUCUACACUACACUCUUAAUUACGAAGAUUACAAAAUUGAUGGAAAAGUAGUUUUCAAACCUGAACCACCGCAUAAAUCUGUAACUGUGUACACCCAACGUAUAUUUUAGAUAAUUGCUCACGCAUAUUCACACGAUUUGUAUAUAAAAUUAACUGAUAACAGGCAUUUCAACCUAAUUAAUUCCCAAGAAAUUUACUCUACUACAUUUUUUCAAAACGUAUUUAAUUCGUCGAUUAACUUGAAUAAAUACGAGGGCUGCAAUGAAAGUAACAGACGUUUUGGUGUCAAGAUAUUCAUAUACCCAGUGGUAGCUUCCGAAGCGCGGCUUUCAUACUUUGUAUCAAGCUAUGCUCCCCCAAAAGUUUCUAAAAAGUUGUAUAAUAUGAAGCAAACAAAAUCCUAAGCCUAAGUCAAGAGUUCAAAAUCCCUAAUUAUUUUUAUUCUAUUUUUAUAAUAAAUGUUUUAUUUGUUGUAAGUCAAGAGCUCUUGUGCCAACUUUUCUCAUCCUCUUCACCAACCUUGGUCCAUCGGCUGGCGAAUGUUUUGCUUUGUACAGUGUAAAAAUUAAUUAUGUAAUUAAAAUUCCCUUAAGUGCAAAUUGUGAUAAAGGGAAAAUUAUGAAUCAAUUGAUAUUCUAAAGAUUGUUUCUUCGCGAUAACGCUUUUCAAAAAAACUAAGGAUAUAUUUCUAAUGCAAUGGACAACCGGAGCGUGACGUCCCGGCAUGGCCUCCACAUUUAAUUGCGGGCCCUGUAACCAGGAUCAGGCUCGCUCCUUCCUCCCCCUUUUAUGUUUGCGUGCUACUGGUAUGCUGUUUCAAAAAUUAAAUGGAAUGAGGGGUAAGGUAGAGGAAGUGUGUCCUUCCCGAAAAGGCGUUGCAUGCAAACAGUAACUAGCACGUGGUACCUAAUUAAAUAGUAACUAAUCUAGAAUUUACGUUUGAAAUUGUCAUAAUUAUAUAUUAGAAUUUUAAUCAAAGAUUCACGGUAAAAUAUUCUGCAAUGUAUUUGACUAGACCCUUGUGACCAAAGUUGCACCAGCCCUAUCCUUCAUGUAAUGUGUGUUCCUUAAAGUUAUCUAAAAAGGGUUUAAUUAGUUUACUGUUGUAUAAGGUGAUGUGUUUUGUACCACAAGGUAAUUUUUUGCUCAAAAUUUAUUAAAGAAAAUACGAUGAAAUCAGAAAUCAUCGAAUACAUAUACCAUCGUCAACGCAGUUAAAAUGAAAGUAAUCCCUGACCUGCGCUAAAAUAGCGGUCUGUCACGUCAACACUCCUGUAGUCUAUUGCUGUCGAAGUAGAUUCAAGGUUCCCAACUUAAGGGUUUCCCCCCAAAUUUGGGUAUAGAAAUGUGGGAAGGGAUACUUUUAGGGGUAUUUUUAUAACUUAGAUGCAUUACAUAAUAUCGAUUGAAAUGUAACAAAAUGAUUUUAAAUGAAAUUAAUUAUUGUUUGUUUGAAAUUUAUUAUUUGUUCGAUGUUUCAUAAUUUUUAAUGUUAUUUAUUUCGAUAUAUAUUUUAUGAAUAAUAAAGUUAUUUAGGGGUAACCCCUAGUAAUUAUGGAGAUUUUUAGGGGUUUUUGAUUGGGGCUUUAGGGAGAUAAAUUUUUUAGAGUUGGGAACACUGAAAGAAAACUCAGCACAUCAGCUUGGCAUACGAGAAAGAAUGUUAGCAUUUCAAAUGCAAUCAAAGGCUAACAAGUUGCAAGCUCCAAAAUUUUGAAUUUCGUACCGUGCAUGACACAUGAGCACUAGGUCGAAUUGUCAUAUUUCGAAUUUUGAUUUCAAAUAAUCUGACAUAGUGUUUCCUGAAAAUAAAUUCAUCGAUUAUUUUUGCAUUUUUGCACUGUUCGCAAAGAUCAAAUUUAACAUCGAUGUGAAUGAGCCAUUGGUUUCACAGGGGAAAUUUCAAGAAAACUUAAUCUCUAAAGUAUCUAUUUUUAAACGUCUGUUACUUUCGUAUACAUGAAAAAAAAAGUGAAUAUACAUAAUUAGGGAAAAAAGUUGAAAUCAAAUAAUUACCCAAAUAUCCGAACCAGUUAUUGAAUUUCAAAAUAUUAAAUUUGUAAAAAACUUGUGAAAUUUACUUAUACGCGUUAUUGUUUUUAUCAUUCCCUGUAAAUGGUUGUGUUUAGGAAUUUAGAUUAUGUUAUGUAACUUAAUUAAUUGAAUGUGAUAACUGUUGUAAAGAUACUUAAAAUAUAUAAAUAUAUAUAUAAUUUUUUUAAUAAAAUGUUGAGGACA
Molecule: messenger RNA, 3022 nt
Organism: Diorhabda sublineata
Lineage: Eukaryota; Metazoa; Arthropoda; Insecta; Coleoptera; Chrysomelidae
Product: arylalkylamine N-acetyltransferase 1-like
Exons: 4
Coding region: 127-894 (255 amino acids)
Molecular function (GO): N-acetyltransferase activity
Source: RefSeq, a predicted model, not a curated record